Salvia miltiorrhiza (redroot sage) is the source of this 853-nucleotide messenger RNA. Its product is annotated as probable glutathione peroxidase 5. The record is from RefSeq and is a predicted model, not a curated record. Gene Ontology annotation, biological process: response to oxidative stress. Lineage: Eukaryota; Viridiplantae; Streptophyta; Magnoliopsida; Lamiales; Lamiaceae. The transcript has 5 exons. The coding region runs from base 110 to 679 and encodes 189 amino acids. Gene Ontology annotation, molecular function: glutathione peroxidase activity.
GCAAAAAUGAUAGGACAUGCAAAGUGGAAAUUGAUUAUUUAAAUUAAUUUUCGGCUCUUGCCAACAAUAAUGUCAUUUGUAUGAGAAACAAGAAAGAAAUAAGCAAUCAAUGGGGAAUUCUUCUUCAUCAAUCACAGAGGGAUCCAUCCACGAUUUCGUCGUCAAGGACACCAAAGAUCAAGAUGUGAGCCUCGAUAUAUUUAAGGGGAAGGUGUUGCUUGUUGUCAAUGUCGCCUCGCAAUGUGGCUACACAAACUCGAAUUACACAGAGUUAUCUGAGCUCUAUGCUCAAUUCAAGGACAAGGGUUUCGAGAUAUUAGCAUUUCCAUGCAACCAGUUCUUGAAGCAGGAACCUGGAUCAAGCCAAGAAGCAGAGCAAUUUGCAUGCACAAGAUUCAACGCUGAGUUUCCCAUCUUUCACAAGGUGAAAGUGAACGGACCAAAUGCAGCACCAGUUUAUAAGUUCCUGAAAUCAAAUAAAAAAGGACAUUGUGGGAGUAGCAUCAAAUGGAAUUUCACCAAGUUUCUGGUUGACAGAGAUGGACAUGUCAUCAAACGUUAUGGAACAUCCACCUCCCCAUUGGCUAUAGCAGUCUCUUUCUCACACACACCUCUCAUUUCUCAUACACACCUAUUCAUAUAUUCACACUGCCAGUUUAUGUGUUGCAUUGCAGGGUGACAUAAAAAAGGCUUUGGAAUUGGAAGAGACCUAAAAGGAGUUGCUGAAUUUGACACACUACAAGUGUACCAUUUUUCAUUUUGCAUUUCUUCAUCUUUUUUCUACUGUGAUAAUAUAUAAAUAUAUGAAUUUUGUUCUUUGUUUGCUAGUUAAUACAAUUAGUUUUACUCAUUA